UUCAACAAAUUGUGAUUCUGUCAUUUGCAUGAGAACUACGCGGCAUUUUGUAUAUUAUACCAUCCACGACAGCAGGAUUUAAAACGUACUUUACCAACAAACAUGAGAUCCACUUACUUCAUUCUUGGACUUUUUUUAAUUCACAUCUGUGCAGGCUUUGAAGAUUUAGGAUGCUUUUAUGAUUACUUAGAAGAUCGAACGCUUCCUGGCUUGAACGCCUGUAAUUUGCCAGAGGCUGAAGAAAUGUGCAAUGAAUGUACAUCGGAACAUCCAUACUGCGAAAACACGCAAAGCAUGACUGUUUCCUUUUGUACAGAUUUAUGCCACAGACGAGGCUUUCUCUACUCAGGGUUAGAGGCGGGAAAUCAAUGUUUUUGUGGAAAUAACUUCGAUCCAUUAAAUCCACCGAAUGGUAAACCACCGAAUAACGAUAAUUGUACUGAACCUUGCUCAGGCGAUUCAAGUCAGAUUUGUGGCGGAGAAUUGCGAAUAAUUAUUUACAAAAAUGACGACUUCAUGAACUGUUCAACAUCAAUUGACUUCAGUAAUGGUACCGUUACUCCGAAACAAAACAUAUAUGCUUCUGGAACAACUGUACAGUUUACAUGCAAUGACGGAUUCUACCAAGUGGGACCUACUAACUCACACUGUUGGUACUCAGGUGAAUUCAGUCAUGUGUCUAAAGAUGUACAGCCCAGAUGCAUAAGAGAAUGUGCAGAGCUAAACACCGAUAGCUUUACUGAAGUUAACCGAACGGUUCAAUACCAAGGAUUUUUCAUUGUUGGAGAUACCAUAACUUACGAAUGUAGUGUAGGUUAUGAGCCAGUUUCUGGUGUUUCAGUUGGUGAUGUAGAAUGUAGAGAGGAUCGACUUUGGACAACAAACUUGCCAGUAUGUGAAGGUGUUUCAUGUGGAAAUCCUGGAACUCCAAAUCAGGGUGAACUCAUUGGUGUAAAGUUUUUCUACCCAAACAGUGUUAGCUACAUAUGUCAACCCGGAUACACUAUUUCCGGGUCUACAACCAGGACGUGUCAAUCAGAUAAGUCUUGGUCGGGAACAUUACCAUCGUGCAGUCCUAAUGACUGUGGUAACUUGGACAACAUCGAAAAUGGGAUGACUUCCUAUACUGGUACAACAUUCGGCAUGAAUGCUACUUAUACGUGUGACAUCGGCUAUAAUAUAAAUGGAGAGAUGAUCAGAAUUUGUGAAGCAACAGGACUUUGGUCUGGGUCACCUCCCACUUGUGAAGUUGUCAGCUGUGGCGAUCCUGGUUCAAUAAUAAAUGGAAUAAGGAUGGGUGCUAACGAAACUUACGGAAGCACAGUAACCUACGUCUGUAACACUGGAUAUAACCUGCUGGGUGCUGCAAGUGUCACAUGCCAAUCUGAUGGCACAUGGUCACAGAGCGCCCCUGUUUGCCAAGUUGUUAAUUGUGGAAUAGUUUCUAUAGGAGAAGGGGUAUUCGUAAAUGGCGGUAUUUUCACUUACAAUGCUGUCCUAAUAUUCAUAUGUGACAGAGGAUACAAUAAAGUAUCAGGCGAUACCACUAGAACAUGUCAGGCUGACGGCAACUGGUCUGGAAAUGACUUGGUAUGCGAAAUUGUUAAUUGUGGAGAUCCAGGCACACCAACCUUUGGGGGGAAAACUGGUAGUGACGAGACUUAUGGAAGCACAGUAAAUUACGUAUGCAACACUGGAUACAACCUUGUUGGUUCUACUAUGGUUACUUGUCAAUCAAAUGGAACAUGGUCAGAUAUUGUAAAUUGCGGGGAUCCAGGCACACCGACCAAUGGAGAAAAAAAUGGUAAUGACGAAACUUAUGGAAGUACUGUAACUUACGUAUGUGACAAUGGAUACAACCUUAUUGGUACUGCCAUGGUUACAUGUCAGUCAGAUGGAACAUGGUCAAAUAGCACACCAACAUGUCAAAUUGUCGAUUGUAUGCAUCCAGGAAGUCCUCUCAACGUUACCGUAGGUGUUAGUGAAACAACGUACGGCGCUAUUGUAACAUACAGCUGUCUACCCGGUUAUAGUAUCAGCAGUGGAAACAACUGGCGAACGUGUGGUCCUGAUGGCUCAUGGACAGGCAUUGAACCAACUUGUUCAGUUGACUCAUGUGGAGAACCGUCAACCCCUGAAUUUUCUAUUCGUACCGGUUCAAAUUAUGACGUUGGUGCAAUUGUUGAGUACGCCUGUAUGAUGGGAUACGAACAGACUGCCGGUGAUUCCUCAAUAACAUGUACUCCAGAUGGAACCUGGUCAGGAGAUAUAAUAGUAUGUUCAGUUGUAAAUUGUGAAGAUCCAGGCACACCACAAAAUGGACUGCAAACAGCAACGGACUUAACGUAUCAAGGCACAGUAAACUUCGAGUGCAAUACUGGAUACAGCUUGAUUGGUAGUACAAGCAUUACAUGUCAGUCAGAUAAAACGUGGUCAGAUAGCGUCCCCACAUGUCAGAAGCUUACAACAAUUCAGCAGACAACGAUACAGAGGACGACAACUGCAGAUAUAAUUAUUUCGACACUUAAUCCUACAACAACUCAACAGCGUACAACUGAACUGUCUACGACACUAGACAAACAGCAAACAACAGCGGACAUUUUAACUAAUAAGCUUACACUUAAUCCUACCACUCGGCAGCCUAUAACAACAGGCAAACAACAUACAACAGUGGACAUUAUAACAACUAACAUUAAUUCUCCAAUUGUUCGGCAUACAACAGCAGCUAUUCAAACGCCCGAAAAUCAGCAAACUACCUCUAGUAAGUGUAUGGUAUAUGGCGGUGCAUUAACCACAUAAAAUUGGAUACCUCUUAAUGUGUCAUUCUACAAAAAUACAUUGCGAUCAAUUUCUUUUUAAAUCAAUAGGCAACAAUAAUAUUUA
Anneissia japonica is the source of this 2883-nucleotide messenger RNA. Its product is annotated as CUB and sushi domain-containing protein 1-like. NCBI's taxonomy places the organism in Eukaryota, Metazoa, Echinodermata, Crinoidea, Comatulida, Comatulidae. Bases 103 to 2799 code for a protein of 898 amino acids. The record is from RefSeq and is a predicted model, not a curated record. The transcript is spliced from 16 exons.